AUCUAAAAUUUAAAGAAUUUUAUUAUGGUAAAUUUCUUUCCGUUUGUCUUUGGGAGCAGAAGAAAACGAUAAUAGUAAGUGCAUUAAUUUCAGGCGGAGAGGGAGGGAGGCAGAGACUUGGGAAUCAACCUUUCGCCGCCGGCGCUAUUCGCCGGAAUAUUUUCGAAUCGCUCUCCGUUUUAGUGUUUCAGAUCACCACUCUACUGCAGCACUAGCGGAGCUCUUCGAUCGCCGAUCUAUUCUCUCUUCGUUUUCAUCCGAUUCGCGGGAGAGCGUGAACCGGUUGGCGCGAUGGGACAAGCUUUCCGCAAGCUCUUCGAUACCUUCUUCGGCAACAGCGAGAUGAGGGUUGUAAUGCUAGGGCUUGAUGCAGCUGGCAAAACUACUAUACUCUAUAAACUUCACAUAGGAGAAGUUCUAUCAACAGUUCCUACCAUUGGUUUCAAUGUGGAAAAGGUGCAGUAUAAGAAUGUGAUGUUCACUGUCUGGGAUGUUGGUGGACAGGAGAAACUAAGGCCACUCUGGAGGCAUUACUUCAACAAUACAGAUGGGCUGGCCAUCAUUAAAGAUCCUUUUAUGCUUAAUGCAGUCAUCUUAGUUUUUGCCAACAAACAGGACAUGAAAGGGGCGAUGACGCCGUUGGAAGUAUGUCAAGGGAUGGGCCUGUAUGACCUUAGGAACAGGAAAUGGCAUAUACAGGGGACAUGUGCCCUACGAGGAGAUGGACUUUACGAGGGUCUUGACUGGUUGUCAAGCACGCUGAAGGAACACAAGGCUGCUGGGUUCUCCUCAGUAGGAGGCACUUCAACCUUUUGAUUGAUCCAGCUUGGAUCAUUAGAAGGCUUCAACGAUCACAAAAGGAGAGGACCUUUUGGAGUCUUUUUUAAUGACAAUGGGGAUGCUACAAAUAUAAAUCAUCGAAUACUUGAUGCUACUAACAUUCUAUGAUUAUGAAUGAUGAGAUGAGAUGUUUAACUGUGUGUGCUGUGUGUGUAUUGGAAAAUGGGCCUUUUGAUUGGAACUCUGUGCGAUUUGUUAAGAAACGCCACUUCAAGAUGUAAAUACUCCGUCUAUUUUUAGUAGAAUAAACAGCAUUUAAAAUU
Messenger RNA from Cuscuta campestris, 1103 nucleotides. The record is from the annotation of a GenBank genome assembly. Lineage: Eukaryota; Viridiplantae; Streptophyta; Magnoliopsida; Solanales; Convolvulaceae.